This is a messenger RNA of Cloeon dipterum, 1845 nucleotides long. RefSeq names its product helix-loop-helix protein delilah-like. NCBI's taxonomy places the organism in Eukaryota, Metazoa, Arthropoda, Insecta, Ephemeroptera, Baetidae. The transcript has a single exon. Gene Ontology annotation, biological process: positive regulation of transcription by RNA polymerase II; sensory organ development; axon development. Gene Ontology annotation, molecular function: E-box binding; DNA-binding transcription factor activity, RNA polymerase II-specific; protein dimerization activity. The record is from RefSeq and is a predicted model, not a curated record. Gene Ontology annotation, cellular component: nucleus. The coding region runs from base 16 to 816 and encodes 266 amino acids.
GUCGCUGGAGGGGCGAUGGUGGGGGUCGAAGGGUCGGCAGCGCGGCGGACCGGGCGGCAGUCGCGCUCGAGCCGCCGGCCGCACAGGUCUGAUGGAGCCGCGAUGAUGGCCAGUGGCGAGCUGCUGCUGGGCCUCCAGCCGUUGCUGCGGCUUCAGCCGCCGGACGCCAACAACAACGACAGCAGCGCCGAGCCGCAGCAGCCGCAGAAACAGCCGCACACGGAAAAGUACUCGCUGCGGCCGCGCUCGCUGCAGAUCCGCCUAGAAACCGAGUUGCGGCGCCGCGGAGCACCCAACGCGCCGCCCUCGUCGCUCGCCAACGCACGCUCUGCCUCUCCGGAGGCGACGCCGCGCCGCUCCAGCGGCGCCGUCAACGCCAAGCACAAGCCGCCGCCGCUGAGCAAGUACCGCCGCAAGACGGCCAACGCGCGCGAACGCAGUCGCAUGCGCGAGAUAAACUGCGCUUUCGAGACGCUGCGUCGCGCCGUGCCACCCCUGCCGUGCGGUGGCGCCGCCGCCGCCGCCGUCGCGGCGCCAAGGGGCUGCGAGAAGCUGACCAAGAUCACGACGCUGCGCCUCGCCAUGAACUACAUCGCGGCGCUGACGCAGAUCCUGAGCGAGGCGCCGCCACCGCCGCCGCCCCCGCAGAUCAGCCUCCUCGAGCCGUCGGUGCCGUCGACGCUCGACUUGCUCGCCGACGCCGACCCCAUGUUCGACGACAUCAUGGUGGCCGACGCCGCCUUCGACAUGCUGCUCGAGUCGGACGGCGAGUCGCUCCACUUCCACUCGGACCUCAGCGAGCAGUCCACCCCGUGACCCCCGAACGCAAAAGCCCCUGUGCAGUGCUGACCAGUGCCUCCGGACGCUUUCGCCGACACUCCGCCGGACCCGCGCUCCUGCCGGCAAAUCCUAUCAGUUUCACCGACUAACGAGUAAGUCUUAGGAAAAUCUCAAAAAAUUAAAAAAAAAUCCUUAAAAAGUAGAUUCUAGACGAGUAAAAAGCUAGUUUUCGAGUUUGGCGCUGACCUAUCGCGCGCGAGAAAGUUUUUAAUUAGUUGCAGGUCCUUGUUUUCUCGUCCUAAUCUGUCCCUCCGCGUCAAAGUGACCCGUAGUUAGUUCCUGAACCUGAUCAACCUUUCUUUUCCACGGAGAAAUGAAACUCUGGACAUUUCUUGUCGUAAAAAAAACCUCAAAUUUUUUGGUCUACUUGAGUUUCUUGAUCAAAAACGAAAAUUUUGAAAUAAAAUAAUUUACGCAAAUGGUUGCAAUCUGUGUAGAUAAGAGUAUUUCCCGUCAAAUUUAAGUCCUGCUAAAAUACAAAUUUUCCCUUUCAUUUCGCCACUCAGGAAUGUGUAAAUACAAGUUCUAAUCCGACGAAACAAAGUAUAGGCAUAUCAUUUCCCGCGGGGAUUUGCCGGAGAAGGAGCCGGGCCCGCGGAGUGCGGGCGCCGAGAGGCCAAGUCGCCCGCCCGCCCGGCUGGAAUGGAAACCGGACCCCAGUGAUGGAAAAGUAGUGAAUCGGCCUCCUCUGUGUUUUAGCAUUGGGGUGCGAGAGAAACAAUUCGGAAAAAGUGCGUGCGACGGGCGAAGAGACAUUGAUUUCCCUGCUCCCGAGACAGACUCUCUACUUCUUGUACAUAAAUAGGUUGUUCUUUUAGUUUCACAUAUCACCGCUGUUGGUUGUACAGUACAGAGAAAAGUACGGACGGACGAAGGAAGAGACGCAUUCAUCACCUUUCAAGUAUGUACGUUUCGAUUUGAAAAUGAAAUAUUUUCACUCGUGUGCAAUACGUGCCAUGAUGUUGAAAUAGCAAAUAAAGACACGGCUUCAUUUCAACAAUUAAA